AAAAAAAUGUGACUAGUCCACCUAAUUAACCUGUGUUAUAAUCUAUAUAUAUGGUGUUUGUAAAGUGUUAAAAUCUCCAUUGGUCACAUCUGCAGCAAUGGAAACUCGAUUCAUCAUCACCAUCAUCCUCAGCCUGUUCAUCUCUGCUCUCAUCAGAACUCUAUUCAACCUUUUCUUCAAAUCCAAGAAGCACAGCCUCCCUCCAACUCCUGUUAACUUCCCCAUAAUCCGCAACAUUUUAUGGCUCAGGAAAUCCUUCUCCGAGCUCGAGCCGAUAAUUCGCUCCUUCCAAAAAGACAUGGGCCCUGUAAUCACUCUCCAUAUCGGCUUUCGUCCCAACAUCUUCAUCGCUGAUCACUUUCUUGCUCACCGAGCCUUAGUCCAGAACGGGGCAGUAUUCGCUGACAGGCCACGAGUUGUUGCUGCUAAUAAUGUCGGUUUGUCCGUUUAUGGUCUUACUUGGCGCCUUUUUCGCAGGAAUCUUACGUCCGAAAUCCUCCAUCCUUCGCGGGUUAAGUCUUACUCUAAUGCUCGCAAAUGGGUGCUUGAAAUCCUCCUCGACCGCUUUGAAUUGCUAUCGAAAUGUGGUAAUCCUGUUCUUGUUGCUGGUAAUUUUCAGUAUGCCAUGUUUUGUUUGUUAGUGCUUAUGUGUUUUGGAGACAAGCUUGAUCAGAAACAGAUUGAGGAAAUACAAAGAGUAGAGCAAUUGGUAUUUGCGAAUCUUGAAAGAUUGGUGGAGCUCAAUUUGUGGCCAAGUGUGACCAAGAUUCUGUUUCGGAAACGUUGGGCAGAGUUCUUGCAGCUUGAAAAAGAAAGAGAAGAUGUCAUGACUCCAUUGAUAAGAGCAAGAAAGAAAUUGAAAGAAGAGAGGCAAAGCAAGAAUUAUAAGGACCAAAAAGAUGAUGAGUAUGUCUUAUCGUAUGUUGAUACCUUGUUAGAUCUACAACUUCCUGGUGAGAAAAGAAAGCUCACAGAGAAGGAAAUGAUAGUUUUAUGCAAUGAAUUUCUCAAUGCAGGCACAGAUACUACCUCCUCAUCAUUGCAAUGGAUCAUGGCAAAUCUGGUUAAGUACCCAUGUAUUCAAGAAAAGUUAUUUAUGGAGAUUAAAGAGGUUGUUGCUGAUGGUGAAAAAAAUGUAAAAGAAGAAGAUUUGCAAAAGAUGCCAUAUCUGAAAGCUGUAGUUUUAGAAGGACUAAGGAGGCACCCACCGGCACAUUUGGUGUUGCCACAUGCUGUGACUGAAGAUAUAGUUUUGGGUAAAUAUUUAAUACCCAAAAAUGCCAAUAUAAAUUUCAUGGUAGCAGAUAUGGGGUUGGAUCCAGAGGUCUGGGAGGAUCCCAUGGCCUUUAAGCCUGAAAGAUUCAUCAGUGGUGAUAGUAAUGAUGCUGGCGCAGAAGUGUUUGAUAUAACAGGAAGUAGGGAGAUCAAGAUGAUGCCAUUUGGGGUAGGAAGGAGGAUUUGCCCUGCAUAUGGAUUGGCAAUACUUCAUUUGGAGUAUUUUGUGGCAAAUUUAGUUUGGAGUUUUGGGUGGAAAGCUAUUAAUGGAGAUGAUGUGGACUUGUCUGAGGUACAGGACUUUACAGUGGUUAUGAAGAACCCACUGAAAGCCCAUAUUUCUCGUAGAGGUUUUUUUGAACCUUGAAAUUGUUACAGAUUGAAGUCUAUAUGUAAAAUUAUGUUUGAUUACAUCUAUAUAUGUAUUGCAAAAUUUAUCAAAAUCAUUCAUGCAGCUCGCCUAAUAGCUUAAACU
Molecule: messenger RNA, 1750 nt
Organism: Ricinus communis (castor bean)
Lineage: Eukaryota; Viridiplantae; Streptophyta; Magnoliopsida; Malpighiales; Euphorbiaceae
Product: cytochrome P450 89A2
Exons: 1
Coding region: 98-1642 (514 amino acids)
Cellular component (GO): membrane
Molecular function (GO): oxidoreductase activity, acting on paired donors, with incorporation or reduction of molecular oxygen, NAD(P)H as one donor, and incorporation of one atom of oxygen; iron ion binding; heme binding
Source: RefSeq, a predicted model, not a curated record